This is a messenger RNA of Dovyalis caffra, 987 nucleotides long. Lineage: Eukaryota; Viridiplantae; Streptophyta; Magnoliopsida; Malpighiales; Salicaceae. The record is from the annotation of a GenBank genome assembly.
AUGUGUAAGCGUACAGGUAAUUUGUUGAAGGAGGGUACGGUACUUAAUUGGAAAACGUCAACUGCUGGGCUCAAAUCCUCGGCCCUGCCAUCUCUUGGAGAUAGUUAUGUGAGAAAAAAUAUAACUAUUGGAAUAAUUCAUGUUGUGUCGCCAGAUAUCUCAUCACCUUCACAUUCACCAUCACCAGGCUUUGAAGUGGAAUUUCUUGAUGCAUUUGAUGAUGAAUAUGAUGGAGUCAUUAUUGAUCCUAACAGAUUACCUUCCAGUGCUAAAGCUUUUGCCUCUGCACUCCGAGCUUCUUUGUCCAAUUGGAAGUUGAAGGAGAGAAAGGGAAUAUGGCUCAAAAUACUGUUGGAACAAGCUGAUCUUGUUCCAAUAGCGAUUCAGGAGGGUUUUGAGUACCACCAUGCCGAACCAGGAUAUGUUAUGCUGACUUAUUGGAUUCCUGAUUAUCCCUGCAUGCUCCCCACCAGCCCUUCUCAUCAAAUUGGUGUUGGAGGAUUUGUGAUUAAUGACAAAAGAGAGGUCCUAGCUGUGAAAGAAAAAUGUCCUUGUAGUUGCUCUAAUGUGUGGAAGAUGCCUACUGGAUAUAUUAACAAGUCAGAAGAUAUAUUCUACGGAGCAAUAAGAGAAGUGAAAGAAGAAACCGGUGUUGACACCAGUUUCCUUAAGAUGGUUGCGUUCAGACAUGCUCACCUUUUCGCCUUCGACAAAUCAGACAUACUCUUUAUGUGCAUGCUUAGACCAUUAUCAUAUGAAAUCACAAUCGAUGAGAAAGAAAUCCAAGCUGCCAUGUGGAUGCCACUUGAUGAAUUUUUGGGACAACCAUUUUAUGAGGAAGACCAUAUGUCAAAAAAACUUUUUGAAGCCUGUAUUGCAGCAUAUGAAGAUCAUUAUAAUGGGUUCAUUGCUCAUCAGUUGACCUCAAAACUUGAUGGAAUAUCAUCCUACUUGUAUUAUGAUAAUAGUUCUAUAACACACCGUUAA